UGUGGUGGUACCUGCUGGCGACUGAACUUAGCUGGAGCCUCCUCACCUACCAGACACUUCUGUGCAGCAACAACAAAAUGAACGAGUCACCACAUCGUGUCCUGCCGGUGCCCGCUCGACGAGCCGACGCGUUCUGAGGCCCGACAUGGAGAGGGCGUCCAUGUAGUUUGAGGGUUUCUCGCUGUUCCGGCGUCUUGCUGAGUCCAUUUUGCGUGUGAGACUGGGAAGUGGAAAAGACAAAGAGAAAAGAGCUCUUUCCAGCAGCUAGAAUGGUUUGGGCCUAAAGAGAAGACAAGAGCAACAUGAACCGUGAGGACCGGAAUGUGCUCCGAAUGAAAGAAAGAGAAAGGAGAAAUCAAGAAAUCCAGCAGGGAGGAGGAGAGGCUUUUCCAGCAAAUUCCCCUCUCUUCCCCGAACCCUACAAAGUGUCCAGCAAGGAAGAUAAACUGUCCAGCCGUAUUCAGAGCAUGCUGGGCAAUUACGACGAGAUGAAAGAACCGAUUGGUGACACACUUCCAAAGCUUAGCAGUAAACCUUCAAACAGCUCAUCUUCCUCCGAGGAGAAGUCAGGCCCACCUUUGUUUGGGGACCAGCGUGGCGUCGGCAGCGGUGGCAGCAGCCAGACCAAUAAGUGGACUCCUGUUGGUUCAGCAGGUGGAUCUUCAUCCCAGUCCCAGAAACGCUCAGGACUCCAGGGUGGGCACGGCAGCCAGAGAAACAACGGAGGCAGUAGCAGCAGCAGUAGCCAAAGACACGGAGGAGAGGUGCGUGAAAAGAAAUCCAGUAAACACAGCGGAGGAUCCGAGCACUCAAAGUCACACACGUCAAGUCCCGCCAAGGGCUCUUUGAGCUCCUCCAGCAGCAACAGCCACUCGCGGAGCAACUUGUCCGCCGAGCAGCACCACAGCAAGGAGCGCUACCGCUCUAAGUCCCCGCGAGACAGAGAGGCCAACUGGGACUCACCCUCACGGGUUCACACCUCCUUCACUAGUGGACAGCACUCGAGUCAGGCCUUUCCCCCGUCUCUCAUGUCCAAGCCCGGCUCCAUGCUGCAGAAGCCCACGGCCUAUGUGCGGCCUAUGGACGGCCAGGAAACGGCAGAGCCCAAGAGCUCGCAAGCGGAAGGCUACAGCGGUCAGUCGCACAGCAGCACCAUGGGAGAGAUGAAGUCCAACGGCAAGGCCUCGCUUUCCAAACUCAAGAUCCCCUCACAGCCUGUAGAGGGCUCCGGGGAUGCCAACUGUGUCGAUGAGAUUCUGAAGGAAAUGACUCAGUCUUGGCCCCCUCCGCUGACGGCCAUUCACACCCCCUGUAAAACAGAGCCCUCCAAGUUUCCAUUCCCUACCAAGGACCCGCACCCUUUUCCUGGUGGACACAAACGAGGCAGUUCUUCCAAGAGCUCCAGCAGUCACCAGUCCAAAACUUGCGAUGAACAGCCCACUAUGCUCGAGGAUGACCUGAAGCUGAGCAGCAGCGAAGAUAGUGAUGUAGAACAGGACUCUGCCAAGAAUGCCUCAAGGAACACAUCAGCAAGCAAUAACAGUGAAGGAGGGGAGCAGUUGAGGGAUGACUCCAGCAACCCCAGCGGCUCGGAAAGCAGCUCGGGCUCGGACAGCGAGAGCGAGAGCAGCUCGACGGACAGCGAGGCCAACGAGCCCCCCCGGCCGGCCUCUCCUGAACCUGAACAACCCAUGGCCAACAAGUGGCAGCUGGACAACUGGUUCAAGAAGGCCAAGCAGUUCUCCCCAGCUUCUCCAGUGGACAACAAUAGUGUUCCAACCAAGUGCAAAAAAGAGGGCAGAGAUAACGGCUCAGGACGCGGCUAUGGUAGCCAGGGAGGGGGGUCUAAAGACUCGGUGACACCAACCCCAAGUAGAGACUUACGGGCAGCACAAAAGGGCGCGGAGGGUGGCCGUGGACGGCAAAAAUCCCCCGCCCAGAGUGAGGGUGGCACAAAUCCGAGAAUCCGUGUAGGUAAAAAACAGCCCAAAAAAUCUGAGAAGCCUCCAGUGGUAGAGGAACCCAAAGGAGGUCUGAGAGUGGAGAGUGAGCCAGCCCCAGAGAUUCCACCCCAUCGGCCCAAAGCUGCUACGAAGGGUUCCCGCAAACCAAGUAUCAAAAAAGAACCCAAGUCCUCACCGAGGCCCACCGCUGCUGCUGUCACCAGCACUGUGGACAAACGCAAGCCCAAGGCAGCCACCAAGGGUUCCACGAAGUCUCGUGAGUUUGUUGAUACGGACUCUUCGUCGUCCGACUCUGAGGGGAACGAGAGCAUCCCAUCCUCGUCGCAGACGCCCAAGUACACAGAGAGCAUCAGGACCCCAGUUUGUGUGUUUUCUCCAAUGGAAGAAAAAGAGCUGUUGUCUCCACUGAGUGACCCUGAGGAGCGUUAUCCUGCGAGGCCGCCUCAGCAGCCGGUUCUAAUCGUGAAGAUAGAUCUCACUUUGCUGUCGAGGAUUCCAGGGCGGCCCUACAAGGAUCCCGCAGAGAUAAAAGUGGAGCGGGACGACUCUCUAGACAGGGACAGCAAAGACGUCAGUAAGCAGAUCUCUGAGAAGAGCUCGAGCAAGGCCAAGAGGAAACACAAGAACGACGAAGAAGGCGCCAAGACGCAGAGCAAGCGAUGCAAACUAGAAGAGAAGUCUCUAUCCCAUCAUAAAAACAGCAGUAAAGAGUCGAAGAGGUCUUUGGAGAAGAAAGAGGAGCCAGCCCCCUCUCCAUCCAUGUCAGGUCUGCAGCGGACACCCAAGGCAGAGCAUUCGAGUCGGAAGAGGACGGUCAGCCAGUCCUCCACCUCUUUGUCUAGUGGGACAGGAAGUGGAAAGGAGGGGGGCCACAGCACGAAGGGCAACUCCACCCCCAAGCACAGAAAAGGGGAGGACAAGGGACGCAGCACACGCGAUGGCAAGGAGAAAUCCUCAAAGGGCUGUGAUAACCAGCUGGCUGUGCCUCCGCUCUCCACAGACGGCUCCAAGUCUCAGAGAUCCAAGCUGGUGUUUGAGGACAGGGUCCAUUCAGCAGAUCACUACUUACAAGAGGCUAAGAAACUUAAACACAAUGCAGAUGCUCUGUUGGACCGUUUCGAGAAGGCCGUUUACUACCUGGACGCUGUGGUGUCGUUCGUUGAAUGUGGUAACGCUUUGGAGAAGAGUGCCCAAGAGUCCAAGUCUCCCUUCCCUAUGUAUGCUGAAACUGUGGAGCUUAUCAAAUACACUAUGAAGUUAAAAAGCUAUAUGGCCCCAGAUGCUACUUCAGCAGACAAGAGGCUAGCUGUGCUAUGCUUACGAUGCCAGUCCCUCCUGUACCUGCGGUUAUUCAAGCUGAGGAAAGACAGUGCACUCAAAUACUCCAAAACACUCACAGAGCACUUAAAGAACUCUCUGAGUAACACCCAGGCUCCCUCUCCUGGACUGGGAAAUAAGGCAGCGGGUAUGCCCUCUCCAGUGUCUCCCAAACUGUCCCCGGGCACGGCCGGCGGCUACUCGUCAGUUAGCAGCAGUAGCAGCGCCAGCUCGUCUGUGACCAUACCUCAGCGUAUCCACCAGAUGGCCGCCAGCUACGUUCAGGUCACCUCCAACUUCCUGUACGCCACUGAGGUCUGGGACCAGGCUGAGCAGCUUUCUAAGGAGCAGAAAGGGGAACUUAAGAAAAUAGACUUUUUCCUGGAGUUGGACAAGGUGAUGGGUCCUCUUAUCUUCAACACCAGCAGCAUGACAGAACUGGUGCGUUACACACGGCAGGGCCUCCACUGGCUGCGCCUGGACGCAAAGGCUAUUCCCUAGUGAGGACUCUCUCCCUGCUCGCUGCUUCCAGACACACCCACCACCUCAGCCUCUUGUGCUCAGCAGCGUGUGCUCAAAGGCACAUGCAUACCCUCAACAACAUACAUACAAACAACUAUGAACUGUAUGCACACACACACACACACAGUCCACCUCUGGUCCUCCAUGUACACACAGGUGAAGAACUUCUCAGACAUAUCUCCAACACUGUGUCCAUUUUCUACACCAGCUUGCCAAAAACACUGAGCAAUUUAGAAACAUCUCACACCUUCGACGGCACCGCACAGGGAGAAGCAUCAAAAACUGCAACACGGGGAAAAAUACGAGCUUAUCGCCAUACGUCAUAUAUCGGCAUUCUUACAAAACCUUUGAAGUGUUUUUAUCUCUUCGGCAUGGAAGUGCUAGACAAAUUAUUUAUUAUCAAUACACUAAAAAUGGGGUUUUGGUUUUUAGGCUACUUUGGCUUUUGACUUUUUCUUUUACUUGGUUUCACCAAAGUACCUCCCAUGAACACCAAAGGUGCUUUAAAAUGAAGGUUUCUCUUUAUCAUUUUUGUGCCUUGUAUGUGAGCUACAGGAAAGCAAACGGUCACUCGUCAUACCUGAAUAAAUUAUUUUUAAUUUCCCUUUUUAUUUUUUGCUGUAGCCACAGUUGUCAUGUUAUGUAUUUUAAACUUUGAACUGUCAAGGGAAGCUGGCAACGUUAUCGUUUUUAAUCGAACCGUUUUAAGUAAAGUCCUGGUCACAUAUUAGUCAAGCUGCCAUUUUGAUUGAUCUUCCCAUCAAAUCCCAAUGGUUAAUCAGAGCAGGCCCACAGGUUAAAAGGACUUUAGGAAGGGCUACUGCAGCAAAUUAAUACUUCUGACACAAACAUACACAAGCGAAUGUGGUGUCAUUUUAUAUUUCAGAAACAUGAAUUUAUUUUUGCCCCGACUGAAUCCCUUUGGUCCAGUUGGCUGUGAGGAGCAACCUGGCCUCUAGGGGCUGCUAGUGGGGCUUUUAGACUCUAGGCCUUAAUAAAAUUGAUCACUCUAUACAAGAGAUUUUCUGCUUCUUUGAAGCGCAACCAUACAAGUAUCUUCCCAUGACAUGUUUUUUGAACCAUCGUAGCAACUUUUGUCCACCAAGCAGUUUCCUUGAGGAGCAGUCACUUCCAGUCAGUGUUAUUUUUUUCUUUUUGAUCCCCUUGUUUGCUCAGUGCAUUUUUCUAAGGAACAGCAGGGAGUGUCUAUAAGUAUUGAAGAUCGUAUCCAGUUAUUUAUACAAUGCAGUUAGUCACAUCCUAGUUUCUGAAGCCUGGGGACGUGUGAACACUAAUUCGGCACAAGGAAAGCAAAUGAAUCGGAAAUGAAAUGUGCUCUUUAGAGAGGCAAACAUAUUAGUGAUGCAGAUUAGCAGUUUUGCAUUUAUUGAACAAAGAGUUUUAAAUCUACGAUUAUAUAUUUCAAAUAAGAAGUAUAACGGCCAAAAUAGAUUUUAUUUAUAUACCAAGCAGUUUUUUUCUUCUUCUGCCAGAGCAGAAGUCUGAUGUUUCAAAUGCAUACGUUUAAACAGGGUUGAGCAGGGGUUAUAAGAUGCAAUGUAUUGUAUAUGUAAUAGUCACUAUUUAAAUUUUAAAGACCUUAAUCCUGCCUGUAUUACAAGACCGUAGAUGAGAAAUGCCAGUUGUUGUUGUUGUUCAGCAGGUGAGGGAGACACAACCGAGUAACUGUGUGCCCACUGUCCAGAUAAGAACAUUUCUGUUAUUUAAAAUUCUGGAUGAAUGAAGACAUUUUGGUGUUUGAUGGUCAGUGACACAAAGAACUGUCAGAUUAUUUUUUGAUCCCACUUCCUACAGAAACAUGCUGGAAAUAUUAAAGCCUGGACCAAGUAGUAUUCUUGGAAACUAUUAAUGGCUAAUUUUGUUGUAGACGAUUAAGGGCAAGACAGUCAAAGAGAGAUCGUCGUUAACUCUCUUGCACUUUUCUUCUAUUUUAAAACAUAUUUGGUGUUUGGUUUUUUUGAUUAGUCACCAUAGUUUUCAUCUCAGCAAAACAAAAUCUUUAGCAUCACUCUGUGGCCCAGGUUUCACCUUUUUCCAUUGUUGCGUUUUUGUAUUUUCUUUCCAUCACCGGCUCCCUGGCCUUUAUUGUUGGAGGGGAUACUGUUAUUUCCUCUUGCACUUGAAAAGGAGAAAGUUAGAGGAGGUAUUAUUUUAAUCUAUGCAGGAUUUUUACAAAAAAUUGUCUUGUUUCUGUGGAAAAAACUAAUUUUUAGGCUUGGGAUUCCCCCCCUCCCCCACUUCUCUCUUUUUUUCCGCCUCAGUGAGAAACCUGUUAAACUCAAGUGUCCAAUGCCUUUAGCUUUUGCAAUUUUGUGUACUGGUUUAGUAUAUAUGUAUAUAGAUCUGUUUUUAUAACCAAACACCAAUGGCUUGAGCCAUUUUGUACUAAAAGCUGGAGGCCACUUUUCUCAUAGGAAUUCCUCUGUGGGUUUUGCCAGCCCCGUCAAUGUCUUCAUACACUGGUACACUUUGUAAGUACAGGUCCGCGCCUCUUAUAGUCAAUUGUACAAAUUUAGCAUUAGAAUUAUUUUUAACUGUUUGCUACUCACACUUAUUUAUUUUUCUGCCCCUUUGCUUAAUAUUUUUUUUUUCUUUUUUUUCUAUUUUUGCCUUUUUAAGGACUACCAUUUUAUGAAAUAGGAAGAUGUAAAUGUACUGGGGUUGUUGAUGAGAUUUCAUUGUAAGUAGUAAUUAAUAUUAAUUCUAACUUUAAAGAAUCCAGGGUAAGAUGAGUUUUUUUUUGACAUUCAGUAGGAAGAUGUUAACACUUGCAUGUUUCUAUUUAAAUACAAAUGUAUAAAUUGUAAAUAUAACAUUUCUUUAAGGGUGAAUUUCUACUACAGGUUGACAUUUUUAUUAAAUUUAAAAAUCCUGUAAAUACAUUUUGUGAGAUACUUUACGCACAUGUUUUUUUUUUCUCUCUCUGUGGGCUUUUCUGUUCUCUUCUUCCAAGUUGUUUCAGAUGACAUCCCAGUCUCUUAAUGCUGUUUAUCAAUUUGAUUUCUCUUCCUUUUUUUCCCCUUACUGUGCUCGUACACCUGUCUUCUGCUUCACUGUCUCUCAGUAUCACGUAACACCACAUAAUCAUUAUCGUCUCUAGAUCCAAGUGCGAAUAUUUUGUCUUCUCUGUAUUUGAUAUGGAGGCGUGUACUUUUCAUGAAAUGUAUAUUGUCGCUAUCACGGGACGUAUGGCGUGUACAGUCUGUCGUGUCUGUUUCUUCCUCACGAGAGAUGUAUUUACUACGUGUCCCUUUUGAACAAUUGGUCCAACAUGUCUUUUUGAAACAGAGGUAUUUCUCUACACAUCGAAACAGUUGUAGCAGUUUAUACAAUAUGUUGUAUGACGCCAUUGUUUUUCUAAAAGUCCUCUCCAAGGUGAGACCUGCAGCAUACACUAUGUACAAUAGUCAAAAUUCGAUUAGUUUUAAGGAAAAGUGACGAUAGAGAUACUAUAUAUGAUCGAUGCAAUAUGAUUAAAGGUACUCAUUGAGUUUGAUCUUCAAACUUAGGUUAUGUAAUUUAAAAGCAUUCUUGUGAAGUGAGUAUUAAUUGUGACUAAUGAGAGUCUGUCCUGAAUAUUCUUUGUAUUUUGCCGUAUUGAGAAUAAAAUAUAUAUGGAUAUGUUUAA
This is a messenger RNA of Limanda limanda (common dab), 7452 nucleotides long. RefSeq names its product AF4/FMR2 family, member 4 (gene aff4). Gene Ontology annotation, biological process: regulation of gene expression. Lineage: Eukaryota; Metazoa; Chordata; Actinopteri; Pleuronectiformes; Pleuronectidae. Gene Ontology annotation, cellular component: nucleus; super elongation complex. The record is from RefSeq and is a predicted model, not a curated record. The transcript has 21 exons. The coding region runs from base 303 to 3782 and encodes 1159 amino acids.